Molecule: messenger RNA, 1766 nt
Organism: Carlito syrichta (Philippine tarsier)
Lineage: Eukaryota; Metazoa; Chordata; Mammalia; Primates; Tarsiidae
Gene: TADA3
Product: transcriptional adaptor 3
Exons: 10
Coding region: 87-1385 (432 amino acids)
Biological process (GO): regulation of transcription by RNA polymerase II
Cellular component (GO): SAGA complex
Molecular function (GO): transcription coactivator activity
Source: RefSeq, a predicted model, not a curated record
ACCAAAUUAGGACAAGCCGAAGCGGAGGAGCCCUUCGUUUCUUCCGAACAUCCCAGGGAGUUUCACAGGGUCCCCUAUCUCGGGCCAUGAGUGAGUUGAAGGACUGCCCCUUGCAGUUCCAUGACUUCAAGUCUGUGGACCACCUGAAGGUCUGUCCCCGCUACACGGCAGUGCUGGCCCGCUCCGAGGAUGAUGGCAUUGGCAUUGAGGAGCUGGACACCCUGCAGCUGGAGCUUGAGACCCUGCUCUCCUCUGCCAGCCGGCGUCUGCGUGUGCUCGAGGCUGAAACCCAGAUCCUCACUGACUGGCAGGAUAAGAAAGGUGACCGACGAUUCCUGAAGCUGGGUCGAGACCAUGAGCUUGGAGCACCCCCCAAACAUGGGAAGCCCAAGAAGCAGAAGCUAGAAGGAAAGGCGGGACAUGGGCCGGGCCCUGGCCCAGGGCGGCCCAAAUCCAAAAACCUUCAGCCCAAGAUUCAGGAAUAUGAAUUCACUGAUGACCCCAUCGAUGUGCCACGGAUCCCCAAGAAUGAUGCCCCCAACAGGUUCUGGGCUUCAGUGGAGCCCUACUGUGCUGACAUCACCAGUGAGGAGGUACGCACACUCGAGGAGCUACUGAAGCCCCCAGAAGACGAGGCUGAACAUUACAAGAUCCCACCCCUGGGGAAGCACUACUCCCAGCGCUGGGCCCAGGAGGACCUGCUGGAGGAGCAGAAGGAUGGGGCCCGGGCAGCGGCCGUGGCUGACAAGAAAAAAGGCCUCAUGGGGCCGCUGACCGAACUGGACACUAAAGAUGUGGAUGCCCUGCUGAAAAAGUCUGAGGCCCAGCACGAGCAGCCAGAAGAUGGGUGCCCCUUUGGUGCCCUGACGCAGCGCCUCCUGCAGGCCCUGGUGGAGGAAAAUAUUAUUUCCCCUAUGGAGGACUCUCCUAUUCCUGACAUGUCUGGGAAAGAAUCGGGAGCUGAUGGGGCAAGCACCUCUCCCCGCAAUCAGAACAAGCCAUUCAGUGUGCCGCAUACUAAGUCUCUGGAGAGUCGCAUCAAAGAGGAGCUGAUUGCACAGGGCCUUUUGGAGUCUGAGGACCGCCCCGCAGAGGACUCAGAGGAUGAAGUCCUUGCUGAGCUGCGCAAACGGCAGGCCGAGCUGAAGGCACUUAGUGCCCACAACCGCACCAAGAAGCACGACCUGCUGAGGCUGGCAAAGGAGGAGGUGAGCCGGCAGGAGUUGAGGCAGCGGGUCCGCAUGGCAGACAAUGAGGUCAUGGAUGCCUUUCGCAAGAUCAUGGCUGCUCGACAGAAGAAGCGGACUCCCACCAAGAAGGAAAAAGACCAGGCCUGGAAGACUCUGAAGGAGCGUGAAAGCAUCCUGAAGCUGCUGGAUGGGUAGCCUUCACCCCUGUCUCUGGCAUGGGGUGGGGGGGAGCGGAGGUGGAAGGGAGAAGCCCACUUCCUUCUUUAAGCACCAGAAGCAUUGGUCUGUGGCUGCCCAUCAAAUGGCAACAGACUAAGGCCCUUCCCCUGAGGUCUUUUGGUCUAGCCCUGUACAUCUAGGACACAGGAAACUCUGUAGGGCUGACCUGGGGCCCGGUUUCUUCUUGGUCCCCAAGAUGAGGGAGGCCUUUGUUUCUGGGUCUUCCUCUUCCCCCUCUUUACCACCCUCCAUUCCUCAUCCCCCCCUCCUUCUCCCCACUCAAGGACUUCUCUCUUGGGGUUUUAUAAAGUGCAAACUUAAGAAUAAAGUGACUGCUGUGGUUUUUCAAAAAAUGCA